UUACGGAAACACUUUUGACGUCAACACGUGUGGAGGCUUGUUGGGAAGUUCACUUCAGUACGUGAGGCGUUGCAUGCUCCAGCUUCGGAAGUAACAACGGCGUAGGUCGGUCGGGGUUUGUUGUGUAUUUUCAAUCGGAAUCCACUUGAUAGAUGAGGACUCUGUUGCACAUCUUCGAUGGGGCACGGCUCACUUUUUAUGAUCUGAUCCUUUAACGACCGUUCUAAAGGAGGAGGGUAUUUUUCAGUAGGCCAAGAAGUUUGGAGGUUAUUGUUCAUACGCUGAACACGCUUGACAGAUGCAAAGGCGACCGAAGGCUUGAGUGGAAGAAACAUGAUUUCCAGCAAAAUCCAACCGGGGGCGUGCAGACUAUGGUUUACUCGUGUGACAUCCAGACAAGAGCGGAGUAUGUCCACCUUAGUGCCGCCGCAGCCCGUCCCCCCAUUGAAUCAGACCCUGCAAGCCUACUUGAGCAGCCUGGAGCCCCUGAUACCCACCGAUGAGCUUUCACACACCCGCAAAGUGAUACGUGAGUUUGCUAUGCGUGGAGGUCUCGGCGCAGAGCUCCAAAGGGGUCUAGAGAAGAGGGCAAGAAAGACCGACAACUGGAUGACAGACUGGUGGGUGCAGUGGGCCUAUUUGGAGAGUCGCCUACCACUUCCUGUACACUCCAACCCGGCCAUUUCUCUCCCCAGACGAGACUACAACGGCUGGAGGAGCCAACUGUUGUUUGCAUCCAAACUGAUCGCAGCGGUACUUGAAUUUAAGGCCAAACUUGACGUUGGACAGUUGCCAGUGGAAUACAUGCGUGGCAGGCCUUUAUGUAUGGAGCUCUAUCCACUGCUCUUCUCUUCAUGUCGCAUCCCGGGGCCUAAACACGACCACGUCGUGCACCACAGAACCUCUCGACGGUCACCGAGCCACAUCACUGUGGUCAGGAACUAUCAGUUUUUCCAGCUGGAUGUGUACAACAGCGACGGCUCCCGCCUGACGGAAAGCCAGAUUCACGCGCAGCUGCUGAGGAUCAGGUCUCAGUCCUGGAAGACGGACAAGGAGCCAAUGGGCAUCCUGACAAGUGAACAUCGACACAUAUGGGGCCAGGCCUACAACCGCCUGCUGAAUGACAAACUGAACCGUGAAUCAGUCCGGUCGAUCGAGAAGGGUCUUUUCUCGCUCUGUCUGGAUUCUCCAGUUAUGAGGAUAUCAGAUGAGAAAUAUGCUAGCCGCAAAGCAGCCCAGGUUCUUCACGGUGGCGGGACCUUCUCCAACAGUGGCAACCGCUGGUUUGACAAAACUCUUCAGUUCGUGAUUGGCGAGGACGGAUCCUGGGGUCUCCUGUAUGAACAAGCCACGGCUGAAGGGCCACCCAUAGCGACACUGCUGGAUUUUAUCCUGCACUACUGUGAAACUCCAGACACUAGGAGAACACCACUGGUCCCACUCCCAAUGCCCAAGAAGCUAUACUUCCAUAUAGACAGAGAAAUCAAGAGAGACAUAGAAAAUGCCAAGCAGAACCUUGAUAUACUAAUCAAUGACUUGGAUGUGAAUGUCUUCAACUUUAAAAAGUUUGGCAAAGACCUUCCCAAAAAACACAAAAUGAGUCCCAACUCCUUUAUCCAGGUGGCUCUGCAGCUGGCCUACUACAGAGUUCACGGAGAAGUGUGCGCUUCCUGCGACAUCGCCUCUCAGCGGAUGUUUCGUAAAGGAAGGACCGAGUACAUCCGCUCGCCUUCAACCCAGACGCUUAAAUUCAUCCUUGCCUUUAUCGACCCAUCGGUGUCGCGUGAAGCCAAGCUCCAAUUAUUGACUGAAGCGAUUGAUGCCUACUCUGCUCUGACUGAUAAGGUAGUUAAAGGACACGGCAUCGACAGACACCUGCUGGCGCUUAAGUUGCAGGCCAUUGAAGAGGGACUGAGUGUUCCCAAAAUCUUCAUGGAUACUGCCUUUGGCCUAGCGACUCAUUGGAAACUCCGAACCGGACAGGUGCCUGCAAACACAGAUAGCGUGAUGUGCUUUGGGCCCCUGGUCCCUGACGGUUACGCCAUAUGCUACAACCCUCAGUCUGACCACGUCCACUUUUCCAUAACUGCCUUCAACUGUUGCGAGGAGACCAAUGCAGAAACUCUGGGUGUCGCCGUCAGAGAAACCCUCAGCCAACUCUACGAGCUACUGGAGCCUACUGUGUAGCGUGGCAACAAGCUGGAGUGUUUCGAUUUGCGCUCCUCUGUUAUCUUAAGCAACACAAACACAAGAAUGUCAGUGUUUAUGAAGGUUAAGUUCUUGAAUGUUUGCAUUCGUAGCUGCACGUCACGCUCUUAUGUGAAAAGAAAUCGCAUUAACACUUCAGCGUGAAUCUCAGACAAAGCGUUUGUAUGUAUAGUAUGUUGCACUGUUGUCACCAUCUCUUCAGAAUCGUUGGUCACUUGAUGUGUUUGAACUUUGAAGGACCAAAAUAUGGGGGAGCAAAUUUCUGAUUGUAACUAAUGGUGUUGUUGCAUGAAUAAAGCAUGCGUGACACAUUUUGUAAGGGAUGUUAACGCACAAUUUGUUGGUUUGGUUAAUAAAGCUCAUUUUAUUGC
Corythoichthys intestinalis (scribbled pipefish) is the source of this 2579-nucleotide messenger RNA. It is a transcript of the gene cratb, whose product is annotated as carnitine O-acetyltransferase b. Gene Ontology annotation, molecular function: carnitine O-acetyltransferase activity. Gene Ontology annotation, cellular component: peroxisome. Gene Ontology annotation, biological process: carnitine metabolic process, CoA-linked. The transcript is spliced from 15 exons. Lineage: Eukaryota; Metazoa; Chordata; Actinopteri; Syngnathiformes; Syngnathidae. The record is from RefSeq and is a predicted model, not a curated record. The coding region runs from base 334 to 2187 and encodes 617 amino acids.